Cyprinodon tularosa is the source of this 2742-nucleotide messenger RNA. RefSeq names its product zinc finger protein Gfi-1b-like. The coding region runs from base 73 to 1191 and encodes 372 amino acids. Gene Ontology annotation, molecular function: DNA-binding transcription factor activity; RNA polymerase II cis-regulatory region sequence-specific DNA binding. The record is from RefSeq and is a predicted model, not a curated record. The transcript is spliced from 2 exons. Gene Ontology annotation, biological process: regulation of transcription by RNA polymerase II. Lineage: Eukaryota; Metazoa; Chordata; Actinopteri; Cyprinodontiformes; Cyprinodontidae.
AAAGCCCCCCUCUCUGGCAGCCUUGUUAUUAACCUCCACUCGGGGUCAUCCAGGCUGUUUGGUGUGGUGAAAAUGUCUCCGCUGCUGCUCAGGGCCUUCGUGAACGAGCGGCUCACCGCUGUGGUCGCAGAAAUCUUGGAGGUUUUCGAAGGAGCCAUCGCUAAAUACGAAGAAGAAGCGUCCAGCUCCAAGCAGGAGAUCGAUCGGCUGCGCAGUUUGCUGCUGGAGAAGCAGAAGAAGACAGACUCACCUCAGCCGUCUACCUGUGGAGACAAAUCUCCAUGUGAGCAGGAGUCGAGGCUCCAUCAGGAAACGGGCUGGAAUCCAGAGCUGCAGCACAUCAAGGAGGAAGCUCACGAGCUCUGGGCUGUCGAUCAGGAGGAGCACAAACAGGCAGGGAUAGAUUCGGAUGCUUUAAAUCACCUUCAUGUGUCUGUCGAGGAAGAGCGAGAGCAGGAAGAUACAAAGCCGCCUGGGCAACAUUGGACUCAAAGCUCCGAACCAGAUGGGUUUCAGGAUGUCCAGGAACUUAAAGCCACAGAGGUCAAAACAACUUUUCUCUCAGCCCCAUCAUUCCAAGAUGAAGCUGCUGCCAUUUUCUCCACGGAGCAAACGCAGCUGGGUCAAUCUAGUUUUACCUUUUCUAAAGAAUCCACAGAUUCGUCCCGCUUGAACUCUCCUGGAGCCGACUACCAGUGCUCUCUGUGUUCAGAGUCCUUUCCUUCCAGUCACCUCCUGAUGAGCCACGCUUUCCAAACUCACUCCAGGGACGUCGGAGUCUUGUGCACCGUUUGCGGAGGAACCUUCGAGUCCGCAGAGAGUCUCGACGUGCACCUAAGAUCUCACGAGAAGUCAAAGUGCUGCCCCAUAUGUGGAAAGCUCUUCAAAAGUACAACCUCCCUGAGGGAGCACAUGGAGGCCCACGCGGGACUGAAGCUGCACCGCUGCCACGUCUGCGGCAAAGAGUGCAGACGCAAGGGGGAUCUGAGGAUCCAUUUGAGGAUCCACACGGGCGAGAAACCCUUCUGCUGCUCGCUGUGCUGUAAGAGUUUCACCCACAGCGGGCAUCUAAAGAAGCACAUUAGAAGCCACACCGGAGAGAGACCGCACAGAUGCGGCGUCUGUGGGAGGAGCUUCCUGCAGAGCGCACACCUGAAAUCCCACUUGAGUACCCAUGCUCAGAAAAAGUGACCAGCUCAUAUUUUAUUCAUUUCACUUUAAAAAAAAAAAUCAGACAUGAUGUUUAUAUCUUAUGCUGCUGUGUUUCUACAGAAAGUUGCUAAAAGAUGUAUUUUUAUUUACAGUUUGUUGGUUUUGAAAAAAAAUCCUCAAAAAACUCAUCGGAUCAAAAAACAUUUCAGUUUCACAAUUUAAUAGAGAACAAAAGAAUAGUUGGUUACAUAAUCACCUCCGGCCAUUAAUGGAAUGGAAAGUACUGAGAGAUAAACAAUAAAUAACUUAUUUUAUUAUAUUAUUAUUUAAACAAAUAAUGGAGGUAAUGGAAGAAAGGGUUAGAUGUAGAGUUGUUCUUAUUCUGAUACCAGUAUGGGAAAUGUUUCUGCAAUCCGUAUUGGGGUCCAGAAACCAAUCCAUUUCCAUGUUAUUUAAAAUAGGAAAUAAAAUAGAAAUCUUUUUUUUUUUUGGUUCAGUUCUGACACAGUUCUUCUUCUCUGCUCUUAAUACCUUCAGACAGGUGAAGAGCCGAUCACCUGUCAGAGAUGGAGCUUGCUGCUACUUCUGCUGCUGCUGUGUUCUUUUUUUUUUAUACUCUUGUAAUUUAAAAAUAAAUGGAAUCCGAACAUCUCUAGUUAGAUGCACUAAAAAUAUUAAUACAAAAAAAGUUUUCCAAACAGAAGGUUAGCAAACCCGAUAUAAUGCCAGAUUAUCAAAAAACCAAAUACUGGUAGAGAUCACGAGAAAACAGGGAGCGCGAUAAUCAGUGUCCUCAUAAAGUAAGAGACGAGUCUCUCUCUGAUACAAACAUGUUUCUAUAAUUUUUUUUCUUUUUACUCUUCCAGUCAAACUAACCCUAUUAAAUUAAAGAUAACCUGAGGAAAAUCAAACUGUUUCCUUAAAGGGGAGGUGACUGCAGAAAUCAAAGUGGCCCAACGUUAAAAUGUGAUUCUAUUCUCUUCUAAACUGAUGCGUUGAUGUUUUGCUCCACUCUUCUAGGCAGAACUGUAAUAAUUCUGAGCCUUCGGUUUCAGCAUCAACAUGUUUCAGGUCAUGCAAGUAGUUAUUUCAUGCUAUUUUUAAUGAGUGAAAUAAAUAAAUCUAUUAUUUAAUGAAUUUAAUUUGUCAUUUUAAAUGUAUUUUUUUAUUAUUAUUUAAGGGGGGAAUUUAAAUGUUUUUAUACACUUAACAUUCGAAAUCAUCCUAUAAAUAAAUAUUACAUCUAAUUAUUUCAUAUUUAGUUUAGCCCUGCUUUUUUUUUUGUCUGGCUCCAAACUUCCAGUCGGUACACUCCCCUUUUUCUACUGAGCAGAUUUUCUGGUUCUAACAGUUACAGCAAACAAACUGGAUUGUGAAGAAGAGAAGAAAAAAAGUGGGUUUUUUUUAUUUAACAUUACUGGAAGUAAUUAAGGCUGGGUGUGGCUUGUGAAAUCAGUUCUUGCUUUCCAAACAAUGUGAUUAUUCACAGUACGUUGGAUGUAACUUGAUGCAUGACUGCCUUGUUACGUAGGACCAAACUGGAUCCCUUGGUUUGCCCCUGAAAAAUUAAAUCAUUUCUUUGAAAAAAAA